Molecule: messenger RNA, 684 nt
Organism: Peronospora matthiolae
Lineage: Eukaryota; Oomycota; Peronosporomycetes; Peronosporales; Peronosporaceae
Source: the annotation of a GenBank genome assembly
AUGGUUGCUGUAUGCGAUGCCUGCGGUGGAGGUGCAGAAGCACAAGUUCUCGACAACAUUGUCCACUAUGCGUCGGCUGAUCUUACAACAGUUUUGAUGGCCAAGUACAACAUUGACCGACACGAUCACUUGCGCCAAGCUGAAGAGCUUGCGCAUUUGCACAGUCUGUUGAGCUUGAGAACAAAACCGGAAGGACGUUGGGACGCGAAAAAGGAACGUCCAAAAGAGCGCCAAGACGACGGCGAGGUGGUUCUUGCUGUUAUUGACGACGGCGACAAAGUGAAAGACGACUGGAUACUCGACAGCGGUGCCAGUCGACACCUGGUGAAAGACGAUCGCCUGCUGAUCGAAGCAGAGAUUUGCAACGAUGUAGUCUCGCUAGCUGAUAACGAGAAGGUCGGUCUGUCCACGGUCGAUAGUGUGAGACUCUCCGUGGUUGUCAAUGGAAAAGAAAAAACAGUCAAACUCACGGACGUCUACUAUUCACCGAGUCUGGCCCGCAACAUCAUCAACUAUGUCAAGCUUGAUCAAAAGGGACACAGUCUUGAGUAUUCUAAUGGCAAGCGAUCAGGAGCUCGACGGAGUGAUGACCAAGUCUCGUUCGACGUGACGAUGGAGAAUAGUGUGCUAAACGUCGAGACAGUAAAAAGAGUAUACGCAAAAAGGAGAAAGCGGAUGUUAUAA